AUGUCGAUCCAACCUCGCUACAUCCCUAUCAAUCCAAAUGAACCACAAGAUAUCGCAUCAUCUAAACCCGUCCUCCGUACUAUAGACAACGCCACUUUCUUAGCAUCCAAAGUUCCAGAGAUAUACACCAAAGACUCGCCCCUGGAUCCCACAGAGCUGGACCUCGAGGACACCAAAAGCCCCGACGAUCCACCAACCUUCAACACAAAACUAGCCUCAGUGAUCAUCCCGCACGCCACUCUCUCUCUAUCCCGCAUCCUCAACCACCCCAGCAUCAUCUCCCUCGUCGACGUUGUCCAGACCUCAGCUCUCAACGGCAGCACCUCAGAAGCUGGCGAGUAUGGCGAUAUCACCAUAUGGGAAGACAUGAAUGCCGGCUCACUGGCCUAUCUCAUGCGCUCCGCUCACUCCUUACCGGGCUUCGCAGACACAGCUGCCUGGCACAGACUCGCCUCUCCAAACCAAGCCCGUCCUUCGCUGCCCGAAUCGCUCUGCUGGCAUGUGCUGCGAUCCAUUUCGCGCGCUCUACUGUGGUUGCAUCACGGUGUCAAAGAGACGGAGGGCAUUCCGGGAGAAUGGGUCAAGCAUGAUGAGGACUGGCAGGCGGUUCUGAUUAUGGAUGUCAGUCCGGGUCAGAUCUGGUUCAAGAAGCCGACGGGAACCAAAGGGGAAUUUUAUGGCGAGUGUAAGUUGGGUGGUUUCCAGUGGGCCAAAGUUUGUGGGAGUGUCGGGGCGAGAGUGGCUAUGGGGCAGAGAGUUGAGGAUGCGCCAAUUGCCAAGCAGUGGUAUUGGGCUCCUGAGGUCUACAACCACACCCAAUCCUGGACCCGUGCCAGUGAACUCUGGUCUUUGGGAGCAGUCAUCUAUACUAUGAUGACGGACAUGCCUCCACCACGUAUCUACUCUUACGACUGGCAAAUCUCCCGUAUGAACGAUAAAGGGUAUUCCCAGGGUCUCAGGAAUAUCGUUGGUGAUAUGCUAAAGCCUGAGCCCGCCGAUAGACCCGCUGUUUUGGACUUGGUGUCUACAAUUGAAUCUGAGUGGAGAAGUUGGAGAGCCAAUACCCGGGAAGGUCAAGAAUUUGUUGAUGUUGAAGAUCAGGAUGCUGCGAGGAGAGUAUUUGGUGUUACUAGGGGCCUGCUUCUGUGA
Molecule: messenger RNA, 1149 nt
Organism: Lachnellula hyalina
Lineage: Eukaryota; Fungi; Ascomycota; Leotiomycetes; Helotiales; Lachnaceae
Gene: apg-1
Product: Serine/threonine-protein kinase
Exons: 2
Coding region: 1-1149 (382 amino acids)
Biological process (GO): protein phosphorylation
Molecular function (GO): protein kinase activity; ATP binding
Source: RefSeq, a predicted model, not a curated record